AUGUUGUUUCGAUUGCAAUCAACACUUUUUCUAUCUCUUCGUCGGCUACCGACUCUUCAAUCUCGAAUCUAUGCUUCGUCAACGGCACCUCGGUCUGAUGAAGACUGGGAACAAGAUCAGAAUCGAAAAGACAAAUUCGACGACAAUCCACCCGAAAACGAAGAAGCAUCAAUCGCCUCGAUGAUUGGACCUUAUAUCUCAUCAAAACAGAUGGCAUUUCAUACAGAUCAAUUCGAUUCGGCACAUAUUAGACAAAAGAAUAAACAAGCUUUUCUAGAUGUUAUCGAAGCAUAUAAGGUUCAAUUUCCUAAUCGUCGCGGUCAUGUAGAAUUCAUUCGAGCAGCACUCCGACGGAUGCCAGACUUUGGCGUUGAACGCGACGCUGAAUCAUAUAAAAAACUUCUAUCUGUCUUUCCUUUUGGUCCCUAUCGACACCAAUCGAUGUUACAAGUAUCAGUUCGAUUUUGGCCGAAACAAAAUGAAACAGCUUCAGCAAUUGUAUCAGCGAUGGAAUCACAGGGUAUUGCACCUGAUCUAGAAGUUGUACAUAUGUUAAGAGAAAUCUUUGGCCCAUGGGCACAUCCUGUUCGUCGUUUUGCACGUUUUCUCUAUUGGGCACCGAAAUUUAUGAACAAGAAUCCUUAUCCAAUUCCAUGGGAACUACCGGACAGCGAACGAGCCCUAGCAAAACUGGCUCUUCAACGUAUGACAUCAACUGUCGACAUGGAAACCAAGAUUGUUGACAUACAUUCAGCCAGUGAUAAUUCACCCGACGUCGAUCAUCCGGUAGAAGAACAUUCAUGGCUAUUGUACACUCAUACACCUAAACAAACGAAAUUAGUAUCAACAUUAGCAAAGGAUAGGCCAAUUUAUAUUGAAGGACCAUUUGCAGUUUAUCUCAGAAAAAAGCAAAUGAAAUAUUUCGUUCUAAAAGCAGAUCCCACCGAGGAAUAUCGAAAGAAAAAACAAGAGUUAGAAAAAUUCAAUACAGACGAUGUUUCAAAUUUAAGAUCACCAUUUCAACCUGGUGCUACACUCUAUAUUCCUCCAUCCGUACAUGAGCUUGACGAUGGAUUCAUCUUAUCAUUAUGCAUCAUAGGCAAACCAUAUACUUCGUUGAUUAAUUGUUGGCUGUAUCAUCUCCGAAAACACCAUAUGCCAAAUUUGAGCCAAUUUGCUGUUGUGGAUAAAACAAAACUAACCGACGCGAAACAAACAGAUCGAUUUUACACUUCACAUCUUGUUGGCACGCCAGAGUUCACAAUUCCUCAUGAUACAAAACGUAUCGCAGAAGCACCGAAACCAUGGUGGUUCAACGAUGAUCCUGACGAUGAUAAAACAAAGUGA
Adineta ricciae is the source of this 1347-nucleotide messenger RNA. NCBI's taxonomy places the organism in Eukaryota, Metazoa, Rotifera, Eurotatoria, Adinetida, Adinetidae. The record is from the annotation of a GenBank genome assembly.